Messenger RNA from Chelonus insularis, 1774 nucleotides. It is a transcript of the gene Ctu2, whose product is annotated as Cytosolic thiouridylase subunit 2. Gene Ontology annotation, cellular component: cytosol. The coding region runs from base 260 to 1714 and encodes 484 amino acids. The transcript has 3 exons. Lineage: Eukaryota; Metazoa; Arthropoda; Insecta; Hymenoptera; Braconidae. The record is from RefSeq and is a predicted model, not a curated record. Gene Ontology annotation, molecular function: tRNA binding; sulfurtransferase activity. Gene Ontology annotation, biological process: tRNA wobble position uridine thiolation.
UUUGUUACGUCUGGUGGAUAGAGAGUGAACUAAAAUUGCAAAUGGCGUUGUUUUGUUCAAAAUGGCUGCGUACACGGUGAAAAGUGAGUUUAGACAUCUUGGAGAUGUAUUUCUGUGACUUGUCAACACGUGUUUUGAAGUUAAAAAUAAUAUAAAUAAAUUCCGUGGGGGUUUUUUUGUCAAUUUCUCAUGCAUUAUUACACUCAUGAAUAAUAAAAACUUCCAAUACAUCUGAAAAUAAUUUAACUUUGGAUCUAAAAUGUGUAGUAUUCAUGAUAAUGAAGAUGGAGAAUUACAAAAUUUCAUUGAAGAUGAGAAAAUUGACAAAAUAGAUGAUCAUAAAUGUCGGAAAUGUGAUGUAAAUACAGCAGCAAUAAGAUUACGAGGGAAGGAUUUUUAUUGCAAGGAUUGUUUUUUAAUAGCAGUAACCCACAAAUUUCGUGCGACUUUAGGAAAAUCAAAAAUUGUCAAGUCAUCAGAUAUAAUUCUUGUAGGUUACUCAGGUGACCCAAGAUCCACAACACUACUUCAUUUAAUUAAAGCUGGAAUGCAUGAGUCUGUCCAUAAACGUUUAGUUUUCAAAAUCAAAGUGCUUUUUAUUGAUGAAGGUAUUCUUGAUCAACAGAAUGUUGAUAAACGACGACAAAAUGUCCAACAAAUUCAUGAAAAAGUCAAAGCACUAGGGUUUUUAUGUUUUUUUCUAUCUCUUAGUGAUGCAUUGGAUAAAACUUCAAACAUUGAAGCUUUAAAGAGUGAUGAUUACUGCUCUAAUUUAGAUAAAAAUAACAAAGAUGAGUAUUUGAACGCCAUUUUGAACAAAUUACCAAGCAAGACAUCAAAGAUUGAUUUCAUAAAAAAGUUGAAGAAUCAAUUGAUGUUGGUAGCAGCUAAAAAAUUAAAUUGUACAAAAAUUUUCGUUGGAGAUGAUCUUCAUUCACUUGCUGUUGAUAUUCUGAGCAAUGUUUCGCUGGGCAGAGGAUCACAAUUGUCAUCAGACGUUGGAUUUAUUGAUGAACGAGAUCCAGAUGUCAUGAUUUUACGACCACUAAAGGAUUUUAACACACAUGAAGUCGAGUUUUACAUGAAAAUAAAUAGUUUAAAAGCCAGUGACACUGGAAAUUGGAUGCAAUUGACAAAUAGUGGUGCUUAUUCAUCAAUCCAAGAGCUAACAAACCAGUUUGUAACUGAUUUAGAAACAAGAUUCAGUGGUACUGUAUCGACAAUUUAUAGAACUGGUGAAAAAAUGACUACUAGUAUCAAUAAAAAUAAAAAUGAAAGUGAUAGUUGUAUUUUUUGUAAUGGUUUAUUGGACUCUAAACCUCUAGAUGAUGGUAUUUCUGCCACUGAUGCUACUACAUUUUCAAGAAUGAUAUCUCUACAGGGAUUAAAAACUCCAGUUAUUGUAAAUAAUAGUCAUAUUGAAGAUAAAAAUGUUUUAAAAUGUGAUAGUUUCAAACCAAGGAAUGAAAAAAGAGAUAGGACUCAUUGUAAUGCAAGUGUUAAUUAUUGUAAUGAAGAUUGUGAGAAGAAAGAAAAUAGUAACGAUGGAGAUUUAACAGUAAAAAACGUGAGUAAUUUUUUAUGUUAUGGAUGUAGGUUAAUUUUUCAGUGUAAUUUCGAUUUGAAAACUGUUCCAGAGUUUAUUUUAGAGAAGUGUAAAGAGAAAAUGUAUUUAGAUAAUAUGAAAGAACAGAUAGAAGAUUUUCUGUUGUAACAAAUAUUAGAGUGUAAAUAUAUUGUUAACUUGCUAAAUAAAUUAAAUUAUUAAAUAAUA